Trichoderma atroviride IMI 206040 is the source of this 1383-nucleotide messenger RNA. The record is from RefSeq and is a predicted model, not a curated record. Lineage: Eukaryota; Fungi; Ascomycota; Sordariomycetes; Hypocreales; Hypocreaceae.
AUGCCUACAGAUACCGGAAAGAGAAUGCUCUCUCUGCAAGCCCUCUUGAAUCCCGCCUCGCCUGGCUAUUCUGCUACCUGCUUUCGACAGCCUGAUUCAGUAUUAGCGACUGAAUCAAGAUUACCACCGACAGAAAUACAAACUGCCACAGAUAUGUCGCCUCUGCCAAAGGUCGAGCCAUCGGCAAGCACCGUCAGCAUGACCAAGUCAAAACCUUUGGGACCAAUCAACUUUGCACCUUUUGAAGAAAUCGAUCAAGCGUCAUAUCGGGAGAUGAGCCGGUUUCGCGUCAGCCCGUUUGGAAAAAUACGACAAAGCUGCCAACACAUUCCCUACAAUAGUUCAAAAAAGGACUUUUUCGAGAAGACGGGGAGAGAAAGUAUUGAAGUAUUCAAAUACGAAUUCCGAUUGCCAGAUAGGGAAAAGAUCUAUACCGUCAUGUGGGAUUAUAACGUCGGCCUUGUUCACAUGACUCCAUUCUUCAAGUGCCUGGAGUAUACCAAAACCACGCCGGCACAGAUGUUGAGCCAGAAUCCAGGUUUGAGAGAAAUAUCGCCCAGCAUCACUGGCGGCGCCGUAUCAGCCCAAGGAUAUUGGAUGCCUUACCGGUGUGCCAGAGCGGUAUGUGCGACCUUCUGUCAAAAGAUUGCAGGCGCACUGAUUCCCCUCUUUGGCCCUUCGUUUCCCUCCGAGUGUACUCCGGCGCCUUUCAACUCUACUCACUGCAAGGGCAUGGUGAUUAGCCAGCAACUCAUACUCAAAGCAACCGAAGAGGUCGAGAAAUAUCGCCAGGGGCAGAAUAGCGGGUUUAUCAAGGCUGUCGGCGAACUAAGCAGCUCUCGUCGGGUCGAAAGCUAUACAUUGCGUCGCAAGCACGAGCGCCAAACCACACGUGUGCCCAUUUUACCGUCGCAAUGCCGUUCUGCUUGGAAUACAGUCGAUGGAUCGGUCGCUAAUCGACGCGCUAUGGAAACUCUGGCCCAGAAGAUGGUGUGCGAAAGCCGCGAGGCCAACAAGAUGUUGCUUGGGGCGAGCCGCAGUGCUCUUCUGAAUCCAGCUGUGCCCAGCCAAACCCCAUGCCAGAAGGAGAAAGCAAACACAUUCGGUCCGCCACGAACAGAAGUGAAUGUUUAUGAAGAAGAAUGGGGAUCCAAACGGCGUAAACGAGCCUCAGACGAACGGAUCACGAUGAAUUCGCCCAGCAGAGGAGAGAGACUGCACCAAGAAGAGCACUUGGGGGUAGCUGAAGUUCUCCUGAGCUUGGCCACAGAUAUCCGAGACACGGCACCUCCAUCCUCAUUGACUGUGGAAAUGCCAAACCACGACGAAGACUUUCACGGGCGACAUCGCAAAAGGAAGCGACCAAAGCCUCUAAUACUUUAA